Molecule: messenger RNA, 1827 nt
Organism: Emericellopsis cladophorae
Lineage: Eukaryota; Fungi; Ascomycota; Sordariomycetes; Hypocreales; Bionectriaceae
Exons: 1
Coding region: 1-1827 (608 amino acids)
Source: RefSeq, a predicted model, not a curated record
AUGACCCGUCCCAGGGCCAGCGAAGGCUACGCGGCAGCCUUUACCGCCGAUCACUCACAAUUCCUAUGCCUUCUCCCCACGACGGCAGCCAGCGUCUUCGUCUUCUAUUGCUCAGUCGCGACCGUUCGAUUCUCUGGCGACUUUUAUCAACUUAUCGUCGACAACCGACCGAGUGUACAAUUCGCAGUGCAGAUCUUGGCCAACGCGCUGUCGUUUCUCCAGGCGUUGGUGCUCUGUCGGGUGAUCAACUUUACCGUCAGACGCUACUUUGCCCACGAGGCCAUGAGUCUAGAUUCGCUGCGCUUAUGGAUUGAUUUGAUCGCACUCAGGAUGAACUGGGGACUCCCGUGCAAGUUCUGGCUGCCACUUGGGCUGUUCAUGUUGGCAACCAUGGCGCUCAAGGGUAUAUGGGCAGCAGCACUGACACCCGUGGAGGUUUGGAAAGCCACCCACGGCGAAGUCUUCGUUCCUUCUUGGGAGAACGUAACCCACGUCAAAGAGUAUCCCUCCGAAGUUGGCCGUGAGGGUCCGACGAUACAGACCUCCCAAGGGAGAUUUUCCUACUCAGUCGGUACGCAGAUCAGAGGCCACCUUCUCAUGAGCGCCACUUCGGCCACUACAACCGAUGGAGGAAGCAGGGAACACCGGAAAAUUGACAACUCGAGAUACACCUAUAUCGGGCGUUCUUAUGGACUGGGGACCUCUGCUGGGCUCCUCGACCGGAACCUCGAGGAAGAUCGCCUCGCAAUAUCGUACAAGUAUCAAGAAGACGGAUAUACAACCGACGUCAAAUGCAUCCACAACGAAACAAGCAACUUCUGGAUCGGCAGUACGGCUUUCGACUGGUUAUGGGCCGCGCAGGGCGAACUUCCUGACAGCGACGAUGGCAGAGAGUACUCGGACUACAUUGGCCACCGCGGCACCAACAUUGUAGCUCUUGGGGUCGCUCACUUUGCUGAUGUUGAUGCAGAGAAGUUACCGCUUCGCAAAUAUUUGGCGUUCUCUACGGGGGAAAGCUACAAGAUGCUCGAUAAACUUCAAUGUGAAGUGGACUUUACGCCUGCGAGGUUCAACGUGACAGUCAACAAGCUCGGACGCAACAUUACCGUGGUCCCAACGGAAGGAAAGGAUGUCGAGGACAUUGAACCAAGUCGACGUCUGAAAGGCACAGUACUCAGACAAUUUGCGCUCAUUUCAAACGACGAGACAAAUCUGUACGUGUCAGUGGUUGGCCAGGCUUUGAAUGCCUCGAUCACGGACCUGUACACGUACUAUGCGAGCAGGGGCAAUGACAAGAAAACCCCGAGCGACGAAGAAAUGGUUCGCAAAGGCGUGGAGAACUCGAUCAAGGCUGUCUGUGACGAUAUGCUGGGUGCGUACGGGUCUGCUCAACUUGUCCUCAGCGAUUUGAAGAGUACAACACCAGCAGAGGUCAGAAAAGCGGCAAUUGCAAUAGGCGAAAUAAGGUUUGCCGCUGCUACGUUUGCCAUUAAUACAGCGAUCAUCUUGGCGUUCAUCAUCGAAGCAGUCCGCACAAGCUGGUGGAAAGGUCUGCCAUCUUUUGAUAUUGGAGAUAUCAGGCAGCUCAUUGUGGCCUCGUCGAAUGGCGGACCAGGGCUGGGACGAGCAGCCUCGCAGAGAAAGGGGAAUAAAAUGGGUCAGCUACGUGUAAGGCUUGCCAGGUCCGACGAGGGUCUCCUAGGGCUGCUGGGGGACGAGCAAGGGGAAUGUGAUGAGAGCAGUCCUAUCAUGGAAAAGAAGAGCUCUUCCACAACGAUAGAUGUUGUACACUAUGGCAGAAGCGGCUGGGGGCCGGGCUGGAUAUAG